Molecule: messenger RNA, 4152 nt
Organism: Nicotiana attenuata
Lineage: Eukaryota; Viridiplantae; Streptophyta; Magnoliopsida; Solanales; Solanaceae
Exons: 6
Coding region: 1-4152 (1383 amino acids)
Source: RefSeq, a predicted model, not a curated record
AUGGGGCGAGCUAGAGAGCAGGUACUUCCAUUGGCAGAAAAAGCAGCAUAUGUUCAUGAUGAUCGUCGUCGUCUAAACAAUGAGGAAGUUGGUCAACAUGCACGUGCCCUCGUUCCACAGUUGCCAGCAGUGUUUCAGAAUUUAUCAAAAGGAAAAAGUAGAAUAGCAAACAACAGUGAGAAUGUGUCAGAUAAUGAUGAUGUCCAUGGACAAUUGGUCGAACAAGGUUCGGGACUGGUUGAAGAAGUAAGAGUGUUGAAACAACAAUUGGCAGAGAUGUCCCAAGCUUGGGUGAAUGGACAGGCACCGCCCUCACUACCCAUAGGGCCUUCUGAUAAUCUUCAUAAUGUGCCAGUUGCAAAUCAAGUGCCUAUCUCCAUAACAAGUAACCCAUUGUACCAACCUGGUUUCAGUCUGAGCAUUAACCUUUCCACUAUCCCCAGUACCUCCAUUCCACGUCUUCCAACCGCAUCCCUCAGAAAUGACCCACAUACUGUACCCAUUGUCCCUACUUUCACCGUUCCUCAACCGGCUCUCGCUCAAAAGAUCAACAAUGAUCCAAAACUGAAUGCUCAUGAUGCCCAACAUUACUCUCCAGAACUGACUUUCAAGGUUCCAGAUUCAUACAAGCAUACUCCUCAAAACGUAUUCCCAAUUGAGAUCGAAAAGCCCGAAAAGAAUAUGGAACAAGAGGAAAUGACCAGAAAAAUGAAGAGCUUGGAACAAACCAUGAGAAACAUACAGGGUUUGGGAGGCCACAAGAUUGUUUCUUUUAACGAUCUAUGUAUGUUUCCCCAUGUUCAUUUGCCACCCGGUUUUAAGACCCCCAAGUUUGACAAGUAUGAUGGUCACGAUGAUCCUGUGGCCCACUUGAAGAGAUAUUGUAACCAAUUGAGGGGAGCAGGACGCAAAGAAGAAUUACUCAUGGCUUAUUUUGGGGAAAGUUUGACAGGAAUUGCUUCAGAGUGGUUCAUAGAUCAAGACAUCUCUCACUGGCACGUUUGGAACAACAUGGCUCAAGAUUUUGUCCAACAAUUUCAAUAUAAUAUUGAUAUAGUGCCAGACCGCUCCUCUCUCGUCAACAUAAAGAAGAAACCAACAGAAAGCUUCAGAGAAUAUGCAAUCAAGUGGAGAGAGCAGGCUGCUAGGGUCAAACCACCAAUGAAAGAGGCAGAAAUGAUUGACUACUUUCUCCAAGCUCAGGAUCCUGAUUACCUCCAUUACAUGUUGGCAGCCAUUGGUAAACCCUUCGCUGAGGCGAUUAAGAUUGGUGAGAUAUUUGAGAAUGGCAUGAAGUCAGGCAAAAUUGUGAGUCAGGCAGCCCUUAAGCCGACCACGCAAGCAAUUCAAAACGAGUCAGGCAGUUUCGGAAAUCGGAAAAAGAAGGAGGAAGGAUCCAUGAUGGCAUCUGGAUUCGGGAGAGUUCAAAGAGGAAUAGUUCCUUCUUAUGUGCAAGUCAAACAAGGACAAUCCAAUUCUUCUCAACACUAUUAUCCGCCUCAGGGUCCCCGGUACUCAGUUCCCUCGCAACAAUACACAGUGUUUAAUGCUCAGGCUUAUGCUAGGCCUCCCAAUCACCAACAAUGGCAGGCACCGAUUCCACAAGGCUCCCGUCAACUCCGGCCAAAUUUUCAGGCGCCAUAUAAUCCUCGUCCCAGACAGGAAUAUGUGAGAGAACAGGAGUCAAAGAAAGAGUUCACUCCAAUUGGAGAAUCGUAUACAAGCCUAUUUCGAAAGUUGAUGCAGUUGAAGUUGAUUGAACCUAUCAUGCCGCGUUAUGUGAAUCCAAAUUCAAAAGGUUUUGACUCAAAUGCAAGAUGUGAGUAUCACUCUAACACCCAAGGUCAUAGUACCGAAAAUUGUUGGACAUUAAAGAAAGCCAUUGAAAAUUUUAUUGAAGCAAAGGCAAUUGUGGUGACAAACAAUGAAGAUACUCCUAAUAUCACAAACAAUCCGCUCCCAGCUCAUGAUAAUACACAUUUUAUUGGGAUGAUUUGUGCUGAUCGGGAUUAUAAGCAGUCUGGCAAGACAGAGAUGGUUGUCGGAACCAUAGGGCAAGAGCCAAAAGUGAUUGUAAACCCGCCGCAACUGGCACCGUUAAUUGUGAAAGGUGCGAGUUCUAGUUCAAACUUGGCAGGUUCUGAAAAAACGGUUCUCUAUGUCCCUGGAAGCACAAAAAAGGUUGAGGUUCAAUUGGGUAGGCCAAAACUUUACAUCCCUGGGGGCAUUCAAAAGAUUGUUCUAAAUAAUGGUUUGAGAAAUAUAACAGAGCCAGUUGUGAUCCGACCUUUUGCACAACUCCCAGUGUCAAACACAAAAGCUAUUCCCUGGAAUUAUAACAAGACUGUCAUGACAUACAAAGGAAAAGAGAUAGUGGAAGAAACAGAUGAAAUGGGGGGCUUGACCCUCUCUGGAAGGUGCUACUCACCAGAGGAAUUGAGAAAAGCUAAGCAAGCCAAGGAAAAUCACUUUCCAGUGAAAGANCAAGAGCCAAAAGUGAUACACAAAAAGGUUGAGGUUCAAUUGGGUGGGCCAAAACUUUACAUCCCUGGGGGCAUUCAAAAGAUUGUUCCGAAUAAUGGUUUGAGAAAUAUAACAGAGUCAGUUGUGAUCCGACCUGUUGCACUAUUCCCAGUGACAAACACAAAAGCUAUUCCCUGGAAUUAUAAGAAGACUGUCAUGACAUAUAAAGGAAAAGAGAUAGUUGAAGAAGUAGAUGAAAUGGGGGGCUUGACACGCUCUGGAAGGAAAACCCCUGCUCAGAUAUCUUUGUUAUCUCUGCUUUUGCACUCGGUAGAGCAUCGUCGUGUGUUGAUCAAAACUUUGAACGAGGCAUAUGUCUCAGAAAAGACAACGGUGAAUCAGCUAGAAAAAAUGGCUGAAAGAUUCUUUGAGGGGAAUGAAAUUUCUUUCAGCGAUGGUGAUUUGCCUGAGGAAGGAUCUGGGCACAAUAAAGCUUUGCAUCUUAUGGUCAAAUGUGAAGGGCAUUACGUAAAAGGAGUCAUGAUUGACGGAGGCUCAAGUGUAGAUGUAUGUCCUCUUUCUAUUCUACAACAAUUAAACAUUGACACUAACAGAAUUCGAACUAGUAGUGUCAGCAUCAGAGCUUUUGAUGGUUCAAGAAGAGAUACUAUUGGGGAAAUCGAACUCACCAUGUCAAUUGGCCCGGUUGAUUUUAACGUUGUCUUUCAAGUGUUGGAUAUGAAAACUUCCUAUAAUUUUCUUCUGGGAAGGCCCUGGAUCCAUAUGGCCAGAGCUAUACCAUCCACCCUACAUCAAAUGGUCAAAUUCGAGUAUGACAGGCAAGAAAUUAUUGUUCAUGGGGAGGACGACUCAUCCGUCUACAAUGACCCGUCCAUUCCAUGUAUCGAGGCCAAGGAAGGAUGUGAAUCCCUCAUAUAUCAAACAUUUGAGGUGAUUGAGGUAGACCAAGUGGAAGAAGGAAAACCAAUUCUGCAUCCCCAUCUUUCAGCCACAUCUAUGAUGAAAGAUACCUUUGGCUUGGGUUUUAAACCAACAUCAGUUGACAUAAAUAGAGCCAAGGCCCGCAAAAAGAAUGGUUGGAAAUUGUCAAAACCAAUCCCUCACAUUGCCUACUCUUUUGUCCAGCAACAAUUUGAAGAAGUCCAAAAUCUUUCUACUCAGGAUGACAUUGAUGAAGUUUGCCAGGGUCUCAAGGAGAUGUUCUAUGGGAUCAAUAUGGUUCAAGUUGGUGAGGGCCCUAGCCGUGCCAGUGUUCAGCUGAUUGGUCCAGAUACCUCGCUCAACAACUGGGAAGCAACUCCUCUUCCCAUCAGGAAGGAGUCUUGUUUCGUUAAUGCUGGCUUUAAAAACAUGACAUGCACGCGGAAUUCAUGCCUAGAUCUUAAAAAGUUGUCUAAUCUCGAAAUAAUGAAUCAAGAAGUUGAGUAUGAUGAAGACGAGGCCUUUAAGGAUAUAAAAAGAGAAUUGGAUAAAUUUGAGAAUAAGCCUAAGCCUAACUUAAAUGAAACUGAGGCAAUUAACCUAGGAAGUCCUGAAGAAAUUAGAGAAACAAAAAUAAGCAUUCAUACUGAACAAAAGACGAGAGAUGCCAUAAUUCAAGUUUUGUUCGAGUAUAGAGAUGUAUUUGCUUGGUCGUAUGAUGACAUGCCGGGUUGGGUGCUGAUUUAG